GUGGGCGGGGCGUGCCGCGCCUGCGCACGCGGAAGUGUACGUGCAUUACGCGGUUCUCGUCUCGAGGCUGAGCUGCGCGAGAACAGUGUUUAUUUUUGCAGUUUUUGGGCCGAACCGGUCUGUAAAUCAUCAACACGGGCAGAAUCGGACUGAGAGAGACCCUCAGCGCGUGGACAGGGGGGCGCAGAGCAGAGAAAAGGCGGGAAAAGGAGCUGUAGGUGGGGUCCGCGUGCCUUGUUGUUGCACUGAGCGCGAGACCUGUGAAAUAGAGCUGCAGUGUUGCAGUGUCAGAGCAACAGAGCCUCUCAGGAUGAGCCACGAGGGCAUGAACCCCGCCGCGAGGGCCGAGCCCGUGGAAGACGUGCAGGGUGACGCACGCUGGAUGUCACAGCAUAUCCGUUUCGUGCAGGAGUGUAAAGAUGCUGAGCCGGACGUGCUGUUUGUUGGAGACUCGAUGGUGCAGCUGAUGCAGCAGCAGGAGGUGUGGAAAGAGCUGUUCUCACCUCUGCACGUGUUGAAUUUCGGCAUUGCGGGAGACACCACCUGCAACGUUCUCUGGAGACUGCAGAACGGAGAACUUCAGAACAUCAGACCCAAGGUGGUGGUGGUGUGGGUUGGCACCAAUAAUUACCAGCACACGGCGGAGCAGGUGGCAGGAGGAGUGAUGGAGAUCGUCCAGCUGCUGGUCAAUCAGCUGCAGCACACCAAGGUCAUCCUGAUGGGUCUCUUGCCCCGUGGUGAGAAGCCGAACCCUCUCCGUCAGAAGAACGCGGAGGUGAACCGUCUCCUGCAGGCGUCCGUCUCCAGGCUCAAACCGGUCCAGUUCCUGGACCUCAGCUCGAGCUUCGUCCACUCGGACGGAACCGUCUUGUCCCGGGACAUGUUCGACUACCUGCACCUCACAGCCUCGGGGUACCGGAGGGUGGCCAGGACGCUGCACGAGCUGCUGCUGCAGAUCCUGGAGGAGACCCCCGAGGAGAAACAGACCACUUUACCUUAAAACACAGGGAGAGAGAGAGAGAGAGAGAGAGAGAGAGGGAUAGUAUGAAUGUGACCACACACAUUAAAGGACAACUUCAGAGCUUUUCAACUUCACCUCUAUCUGCUGCGUCUGUAGCGCCUCAGCACUCACCACUGAGAGUUAUUUAGAUAUGUUGCCCUGAACUCGAGAAAUAAUGGAAAACCCGCCAACUCAAAUCGCACUUACAAUGGAAGUCAAUGGGCAGUUGCUGAAUUUUGUAAAAUCAACACUUGAAAUAUGUGACCAAUUAAUGCAAAAUCAAAAGUUAUUACAAUAUAAUAGAGUUUGAUUGAAACAGACUUUUAUUUUUUAGUUUUAUUCAACUUUCCAGCAAGAGCAAUGUGUAAAAAAUAGGUCCAGUCACUUUUACCUUCCUUACAGGGGAGCUCCACCGACUUUUGAAAAUUUCUGCAUAAUUCAGGGUGAGAUGUAAACAGAGUGACUCAGGGUGGUUUGGGGUGAAACGGUUCAGAUGUCUUUACAGUGGUGGUGAUAGGAACCAGGGGUCGCCAUGACUACAACACAAAUAUAGACAUUUUAUUUACUAUCCAGAACUACCAGUGAACCUACACGAGUCUUCUGAGUUUAUAUGGAGUGUUGAUGAUGGAAAAUAGUGGAAAAUCUGAAAUAAUAAGUUUUCUUUGGGGACUAUUUUGCCUCACAGCGCCCUGCAUUUACAUCUCCUUAUUAAAAUUAAUGGAUUAAAACACAUUUUAAGCCAAAAAUUGAUCACAAAACAGUGUCUCAGUCAUCAGGCAGUGAAUUCAUAACCAUUUCAUGUAGUAACUUUCUGUGAGGGAGCUUUUAGAGGUGGACGUCUGGUUCCUAUCACCACCACUGUGAACAGUUCUGACACGGCAAGUUUCUCUAGAACAGAGCGUUUCACACCAAACCACUCUGAACGGCUCUGUUUACAUAUUAACUAUUUAAUGAUGCAGAAUUUUUUUAAAGAUUUUAAGAUUUUAAACUUUAAGAUUGUCUGGUAACCAUAGCGAUCAGGCAGAGUCUGUUAAAACUGCUCACACACCACUUUGGUGGUAAUGAACGAGCACAGAUUUCUGGCCAUAACCUAGUAAGGCAUGAUCUCGUUCCCACGCCUUACAAAGUCGUGUCCAUGACUUAAUUAUUUCAUUCCCACGUCUUACCAAGUCACUGCCAUGCAUUAGGAUCUCGUUCCCACACAUUAAUAAGUUGUGGCCAGGCAUUAAUUUUUAUUUAUAUGGGAUGUCACAAGCAGGGCUCCAUAAAAAAGUAGUCCCGUCUAUGAAAGUAUAAAGGGGAGUUCCACCAAAUUUUUUAAAUUUCAGCACAAUUCGGUUGUUGAGUAGUCAUUCAGAAAGGUUUGGUGUGAAAUGGUUCAUUGUAGAUAUUGUGUGUUGUAUGUGUGUGUGUGUGUGUGCACAUACAUAUAUAUAGACAAAUAAAUACCACACACACAUAUAUAUUUAUGUGUUAGUAUUAAACAUGAACCAACCACAUAACCAUUUAAUUAUGGAGAAAUUUUUAAAAAUAAUGGUGGAAUUCCCCUUCAAUUUAUAAAACAUUCUUUAAAAAUUAAUGAAAGUGUUGCUAUGAAUGUUUACUGAUGGAAAUCAGCAGCUGCCCAUUGUCCUCUGUUCUAGCUGAGUUAAUUAUAAUUAUUAUAGGAGAACGCUCUGACAUCAUUGUUUAUGGUAAUCAGCGGCGCCAUAGUGAUGCGGCAGAUAGAGGACAGGUUAAAAAACGCUGGAGUGUCGUUUAACCAAAGAUGGAGGACCAAAAAAAAAGGUGAAACUGACGCGGAGGACAGACUGCUGCUUUAAUAGACUGUAAGUCUGAAAAAACAGUAAACACAGUGAAGCAGCCAGGCUGUGUACCAAUUCCCUAUUUGGCACCCUACAUAGUUCACUACAUCAAGCCCCCUCUAGUGCUCAGAGCCUUUAUAGUGGAGCUGCUUGUAGCUCCAGUCACAUUCCUGCACAGCACGUUCUCCACAUUCAUCUGAGGGAGUUUUAUUAGCCGAGGGAGCCCCUAGUGGUGGAAGAGAGGAACUGCAACAGUGUCAGCACAUAAGCUGACUGCAGUUGUCUCUCUCUGUCUCUCUCUCUCUCUCUCUCUCUCUUUCUCUGUAGUCAAUAUCACAUGAACAUGGAUCUUCCUUUAUAGUGCUGAUAGCACCAAAGAUGAAGUGGGAAAAGCUGUUAAAAUUGGAGCCGACUUGCUCUCGAAAAGAGAUUUCUUCACAAAAAUCUAUUUUACAGUUUCCCCUCUUACCCCAAAUGUGGUAGAAGAGUCGAGACAUGGUUGCUGCUUCUUUUUGCGCUGGAGCUGCAGAAAUAUAGCAGGGAUGAAAUUUCAGCUACUGUAAAAUGGUCAAACAUAGCGUCAUAUCGCUGCUGACGGAACCAAACCUCGUAUCUCUAGAAUGGUAACUUUACAGGAGAAGGAAAAACCUGCUUUACUUUCAAUGGAAGUCAAUGGAACCAGACAUUUUUCCAAGUCAUUUUGGGCUUUUUCUAUUGGUCCAUUCAUCAUGACAUUUGUGUACAAUGUAAAGGGCAACAGGCAUUUUCAAAUUAUGACAAAAACUGAAAUACGAUUA
Molecule: messenger RNA, 3602 nt
Organism: Colossoma macropomum (tambaqui)
Lineage: Eukaryota; Metazoa; Chordata; Actinopteri; Characiformes; Serrasalmidae
Product: platelet-activating factor acetylhydrolase IB subunit beta-like
Exons: 6
Coding region: 311-1000 (229 amino acids)
Source: RefSeq, a predicted model, not a curated record